Molecule: messenger RNA, 2530 nt
Organism: Cryptococcus deneoformans JEC21
Lineage: Eukaryota; Fungi; Basidiomycota; Tremellomycetes; Tremellales; Cryptococcaceae
Exons: 4
Coding region: 382-2298 (638 amino acids)
Cellular component (GO): plasma membrane; cell division site; growing cell tip
Source: RefSeq, a predicted model, not a curated record
CCCGCCUUCGUUCUCGGCCACCGAUUCUUUUCUCUUUCUUUUCGGCCACGGACUCUUUCUCCAUUCUGCCGUAUCUCUUUCGCUUCUAUCCCAUCUACACAGUCGCCGCCACUGCGACUAUUAUCACACGCCAGGGCGAAUCACAAAGGACGGGUAUACAACGGACGCACUAUUGCACUUCGCACAACAACCCUCUUUUCGCACGCGCGCUGCCAUCGCACACUUGACCACUCAUUGCAUUCUUCAGAACCGCACAUUGCGCGUCUAGUAGAGGUACUUGUUUCAAGUCGUAUAUGUUGGAGGAGGUGGGGAAUUCAUCAACUCAUCUUUAAAGUGUUUCGGUAGACAUCUCUGGAUCAUCUGAUAUAUUUAUCAUACAUAAUGGCUCUUCGUUUCCGAAAUGCCACACCAGGUACAAUCCUCUGCCUUGCAGCAACCAUCCUGCUCGCAAUUGUCUCCUUCAACACUCCUUUACUCAAGAGUCUCUACUUUUUGUCGGCGACAUUCUCAUCAGGAUCGUAUGAAGGGACGAUGCAGUUGGGAACACUCGGAUUCUGUGUGACAUUAAAUGAUGCCACAAAUUGUACUGGUCCGACAGUUGGGUAUGAGUUUGAUCCCAACACUGUUUUCGGCAUCUCCUCUUUUGACAUCCCUGAAGCAAUCACCAAAUAUCUCACUUACGUUCUCAUCCUUCACGUUGUCGCUCUCGGUUUCGCCGCUAUUGCCAUGAUCGUUGCCAUUUUCGCCCAUUCGCCUACUUUUCCCCUCAUGUGUCUCUCAAUCUGGAUGGCUGGGAUCGCCUCGACUAUUACCCUUAUUGCCCUUAUAUUUGAUCUCGCAAUGUUCUACAUUGCCAAGUCAAGGAUAGACAGUGUGGAUGGAGCGUCGGCGGAGAUCGGAAUAUCAGUGUGGUUAACGCUAGCCGCAUGGCUAGUAUUGGCAAUUGGUGGAUGUUUCUUCGGUAUCGGCAACUGCUGCGGUUCUUGCCGAGAAGAGCGAGAGACUGGAGACCCUCGAAGGAAAUAUGACAAAGAUGAUAGGGAGGAAGAAGAUUACAAGAUGCGGAUGAUGGCCAUUGACAAUGAACGGCGGAGAAAGCAAGCCCAAGAGCAAGAUCUUCCUAGUUUCCAGGAACUUUCGCCCCUCAAAGACGAGGAGGAAGACAAAUAUCUUAUUGAACCCCAGCGAGAUCAACAAGAUUUGGCGAGGAAUGGGAGUGUGGUACAAGGUGUAGGAGUUGGGUAUGGGAGGAGGAACAACAGAACACCGGUCAACGAAUACUCGCAGCAACCAGGCGCAUUUGCAUGGGGUCAGCCUAGAGGGUAUCAGACCCUGCAGAACAUCCAAGCGCCCCCAAGGGCCGCUAGAAGAUUAUCAGAUGCAACUAGCGCAGGAGACUUUGUUGGUAUCGGAGCUGGAGGAGCAGGUGUUGAUGUUCCGCCCGUGCCCCCUUUAACCCAGCACCAGUCAUCGCAACAAGGUUAUGGUCAAGGUUAUUAUGGUGAGAAUCAGUAUAAUGAGCAGCCCGGACAGUACGGACAAAGCUACGCGGAGCAAAAUCAGUAUGGAAACAAUCAAAACUAUAACGACCCCUACGCCUCUCAACAGCAACAAACCCCUUACGAUCCCUAUACCCAAACGACCUACAACAAUGAGCCUUAUAUCUCGUCCAACCUCUCCACUUAUUCUGCUACUCCCGCGCCUGUGGCAAUGCCUACCCCAGCACCUACACGAUCCCCUCCUCAGUCAGUUCCUAUCACCCAACCAAUGCAAUCUUCAAAUCCCAACCCUUAUAAUUACGCCACCGUAGGAUCAUCAGAAUCGUAUGAUCCAGGACCUCGUGUGACCCAAGCAGACCCUUAUGACGCUUACGAUGAUGGGCUUGGAGCUAUCGGGAUGGCUGCUACGUCCGGUAUGGGCAGGCAUGCGCGAGACUAUACCGGACAGACGUUUGCGUCUAGUUCUAGUUAUCCACCGCAGCAGCAAGCACAAGGCUCAUCAGGAAGUAGAGGGAUCCAAGAACCUCGACCGCGACAUCUGGUGAACCAGAAUAAUUCUUCUCUCUUGGCUUCCCCCGUCUCAACGACGUCGCCGAUCGAUCAUACGAGAAAUGAAAUCAUCGGGCAACCUAUGAUGAUACCGAGCGGUAGCGGGUUUGGAAGUACGAAUGCAGCAGCAGGGGGGUAUGCGGAUGAUUUGUUGGAUGUGAAUGGGUCCAGUAAUAGGCCGCCAAGUUAUUCGGCUGGUGAUUAUGCGGUGCAAAAUACGGCUGUGCCGGAGAAGAGCUCGUACAAUUGAGCGAAAAAUGAAUAGGAUAUACGUCCGAGACGUUUAGAAGGGAUAAGGAAGAAGGAAGGAAGGAGGAAGAAGAACGACUGGCAGUACGUACGUAGUCUGGACCUCUUGUGUGUGGUUUGUUAUUGUCAUUUUUGUAUGCUCGAAUCACGAUAUCAACUAGAAUCUUUUGGACGGACAUUACGAUGGUUAUAUAACGAUAGUUUAUAUAUCUGGGUCAUGCAUAGCAUUUCUU